Sitodiplosis mosellana (orange wheat blossom midge) is the source of this 1303-nucleotide messenger RNA. Its product is annotated as pentatricopeptide repeat-containing protein 2, mitochondrial-like. The record is from RefSeq and is a predicted model, not a curated record. The transcript is spliced from 6 exons. Gene Ontology annotation, molecular function: RNA binding. Gene Ontology annotation, biological process: mitochondrion organization; regulation of mRNA processing; multicellular organism development. NCBI's taxonomy places the organism in Eukaryota, Metazoa, Arthropoda, Insecta, Diptera, Cecidomyiidae. Gene Ontology annotation, cellular component: mitochondrion. The coding region runs from base 101 to 1207 and encodes 368 amino acids.
CCGCAACUUUAAGACAGAAGAAGACUUUAGUUUAGCAAGAAACUCGCAUCCAACGGCAUGUUAUCCCGAACAAAAUCGACUGAAUUAAAUUAAUUUCGCCAUGAAUAUUCUGAGAAAAGUGGUAAACCGAAGGUUUUUAUGUCAGCACAAAGAACUGGCUGGCAUUCGAACAUUAUUUACACCGGGUACAUUAGGAGUAACUGCUUACAUUUCGAAUCGUGAAUUGGAAUUGAUGUACACCUCACAACCGGAGCAAUUUAAAGAAGAGUUUCGAGGCAAAGUUGAAUUAGCCGUCCCAUUGAAUUUACUCGUUGACAAUCUGAAGAAAUAUUUACAUUUGAUGAGUAGCCAAAGGGACGACAUUGAAUUGCUAUGGAAAGCAUUGCGUCUGUUCAACACAAAACGUGAUCAGUGGCAACAAAAAUCCCAAAUAGACAUCAAAAAGAAUUAUAUAUUCGGGCCGAUUACAAUGCGAGUAUUGCACUACCACGAUUUACCGGAGUGUGCAAUUAAGUUUUUCGAAGAUGACAAUAUAACCCACUUGUUCGAUCAGCUGAUAACCUAUCAAAUUCUGCUGGACAUGCUGUACGACCGGAAAAUGUAUGGUGAUGUGCUGCGUAUCUAUGAUGAAGUGAAAAAACGCAUUCUAGCACAAAACCAAUAUGUUUCGAAUGCAAUAAAUGCCAUUGUUUUUGCAACGUAUUAUCGCUUGAAUACACCGAACCACGAUGAACUUGCCUACGAUAUGUACAAUGAGCUGAAGGCGUGUGGCCAACAUGAAAAACAAUAUCGAAAAAGUAUUGCCCUAGUUGCCGCUAUGAGACUUAAACGCCAUCAACCCGACGAAAGCCUCGAAAUUCUAUCGAUUCAUGAUGACAUUGAUGUUAAUAUUCGCUAUGUGCGAAUUCUAUCGUAUACAUUUUUAGCCCAAUUUGAAGAGGUAUUUCGAUUGCUUGAAAUGACACUUGCACCAACUCACACCGAUCAAAUCAUUAAAAUACCCGACCAUUUGCUGCAGAAAAUCGAAAGAGGGCUCAAGAAAACCAGCAAUGACAAUUAUAACAAGCGAUACCAAUCGAUAUAUGAUGAACUUAAACGCUUGGACCGGAUCCUUUAUAAAAGACUGGAUGAUGUGCUGUGUGCUCGGUUUCCCACACAAAUGGCUCCGUACAAACCAAAUAAAAAAUUUGGCCAUGGAAGUUUCUAGUCAUUACUUUAAUCGGAUCCGAUCAAAAUGUACAUAAGUUUUCAAAUAAAAACAAAGAACAAAUCGUUAAAUAAACUCAAAACGUUUUUUACUUCU